ACAAAUUGGGAAUAGCGGUUUAGUGUACGUGCACGCUCUGAGUCCUCCUAAAGCAAGAUAGGCUUUGCGGACACGAUAGUCAGUCUUAUUAGAAAGAGAAAUAGCCAGCCACGUGUCCUUUUUUACAAUCAAGAACUGAAUCCUCCAGUUAAAGGUCCCCGUUAAUCUACUUAUCUGAUUUUCUCUCACCUUCGACAUACUCCUCCGGUCUCCGUCUCCUUUACCAGCCGUCUGCCCGCAACCACCGACGAGUAGGAUUAGCUGCCGACCCCCUCGUCCAGUUUCAGCUGUCCAUGACUAUGGCUUCUGUUAAUGGUCAUCCGACACCUGCCGGGAUGUUAUCCUUGUCUCAUCCCUUGAGUUCCAGUUAUCACAAGGUUUAUGUAUCAGUAAUUAGCAUUUCAAGGAUGAAGGAGUCUCGUAUACGGAGUCGACAAAGGCGUAAAACUAGGGCAUUAACACUUUCAGCUUUGGUGGAGGCAAAUCCUCGAACUUUGCCUUCUCUCAGUGAAGGGACUAGUAGGAGCAUUACCAAAAUUAAUGAUGCAACACAAUCUGCUGCUGCAAGUGGGGUUACUGAUUCUGAUAGGAGGAAGAAUCUUGCCGAUGAUAUGCAAGCUGAAGCAAGGGCCAUGACCAGAGCUGCCACCGCUUCUGUCUACACUCCUGAGAUGGUUGCUACUAAAUAUGGCUCACGUCCUUUCAUGGUCUUGCGUAGGACCUUUGAUAUUUUGUUCGGUUUGGGUUCUUUUGCUUUCAAACUGUUGCUGGAUAAAUGGGAUGGCCAGCUCAAUCAGAAUAAAUCCUUGAGAGCAGUCCAGCUGAGGAAGAUUUUCACUGCUCUUGGACCUACUUUUGUCAAAAUUGGCCAGGGUUUGUCGACAAGGCCUGAUCUGUGCCCACCUGAGUACCUUGAGGAACUCUCUCAGCUGCAGGAUGCUUUGCCUACGUUUCCAAAUGCGGAGGCAUUCUCAUGCAUUGAGAAACAGCUGGAUUUCCCACUUGAGGACAUAUAUUCAUCUAUAUCUCCAAGUCCUAUUGCAGCUGCUAGUUUGGGUCAGGUUUAUAAAGCUCAAUUGAAGUAUUCUGGUCAGACGGUUGCUGUGAAGGUGCAGAGGCCUGGUAUUGAAGAGGCCAUAGGGCUUGAUUUUUACUUGAUAAGAGGACUGGCCCUUUUUAUAAAUAAAAAUGUUGACUUAAUCACAAGUGAUGUUGUUGCCCUAGUUGAUGAAUUUGCCAGAAGAGUUUAUCAAGAGCUAAAUUAUGUACAGGAGGGUAAGAAUGCUAGAAGAUUUAAGAAAUUAUAUGCUGACAAGGAAGAUGUUUUUGUUCCUGAUAUCUUCUGGGAUUAUACCAGUGCCAAAGUCUUAACAAUGGAGUGGGUUGAUGGUGUCAAGCUAAAUGAACAAGUAACAAUUGAGAGACAAGGGCUGAAGGUGUUGGAUCUUGUUACCAUUGGUAUCCAGUGUAGCCUUAGACAAUUACUUGAGUAUGGAUACUUUCAUGCAGAUCCACAUCCUGGCAAUCUUCUGGCAACUCCUGAGGGGAAGCUGGCAUUCAUUGACUUUGGAAUGAUGAGUGAAACCCCAGAGCAAGCAAGGUUUGCUAUUAUUGGUCAUGUCGUCCAUAUGGUUAAUCGUGAUUAUGAAGCCAUGGCUCAAGAUUAUUAUGAACUGGAUUUUUUAUCCCCUGAUGUGGAUGUUUCUCCAAUUGUGCCUGUACUUCGGGAUUUCUUUGAUGAUGCACUCAGUUCAACUGUUAGUGAACUUAACUUCAAAACGCUUGUAGAUGGUCUGGGGGCCGUCUUUUAUCAAUAUCCAUUUAAUGUUCCAGCAUAUUAUGCAUUGAUACUGAGGUCGCUUACUGUGCUGGAAGGUUUAGCACUUUAUGCCGACCCAAAUUUUAAGGUUCUGGCUGCUUCUUAUCCGUAUUUUGCUAAGCGGCUUCUUACUGAUCCUAAUCCAUAUCUGCGAGAUGCUCUUAUUGAGUUGCUGUUUAAGGAUGGGAAAUUCAGGUGGAAUAGACUUGAGAACCUACUUGUUCAGGGGAGUAAAGACAGGGAUUUUUCUGCAAAAGAUGCGUUACAACCUGUGCUGAAGCUAUUGUUGGGGCCGGAUGGUGAAGAGCUAAGGAUUCUAGUUACAAGAGAAGCUGUGCGAGUUACUGAAGCAGUAGUCGUUGGUUCUUUGAUGGAUACAUAUAGUUCUCUACCUGAUUUCAUGAGGACUCUAGUAACAAGUGGUAGUCCGACGGGACCUUUCUUAUUAAAGGAAGCUGAACAGAAAAAUAUGUUGGAACUCCGAGGACAAGUGCUAAGGGUUUGGGGGCUUCUUCAGUCUUCAAAUAACUUUGAUCCUUCCCUACUGCAACCUAUAUUACAGGUUCUUCAACAAGGAGAAGCACGUGAUCUUGGAGGCCGUGUUCUUGGUGGCAUUGCUCAGCGUCUGGCAGCACGUUUUCUGCAGCAAAUCUUACAGGCCCCAACUUCUGCUUCAAGCCUUCAAGUGUAGAAGAAAGCAACAGUAUCACAAGGAUUCACAAUCAUAGUAAGGGGAACAAAAGGCUGGAUUACCUUGGCGGAAUACUCUACACGGGCGAGCAUGUGUGUUCUUGUAUUUAUAGGUACUUGUAAAUUUGUAAAUUUGAUAUAUAUUUGAUGUCAUGCUUGCAUGUAAAGAAAGGAGGAAAUGGUUAUUGAUGUACUCGUACCGUCGUACUAUGUUUAGGCCCAUAACGUUUAAGUACUUGUAUAAGGUGUUGUUCACUAUUGGCUAAAUUUUACAUGCUUCUAUGAGCGGAAACAUGCGAUGCAGUCUUUCUUGAUACACAAAUUCUUAUUUACAA
This is a messenger RNA of Spinacia oleracea (spinach), 2844 nucleotides long. RefSeq names its product protein ACTIVITY OF BC1 COMPLEX KINASE 3, chloroplastic. The transcript has 9 exons. The record is from RefSeq and is a predicted model, not a curated record. Gene Ontology annotation, molecular function: ATP binding; protein kinase activity. NCBI's taxonomy places the organism in Eukaryota, Viridiplantae, Streptophyta, Magnoliopsida, Caryophyllales, Amaranthaceae. Gene Ontology annotation, biological process: protein phosphorylation. The coding region runs from base 294 to 2510 and encodes 738 amino acids.